AUGGCGACCGCUGUCACGGACAGCUACCUGAACGAAGACAUCUCGGGUCGGCUCACGGCCGCAACGACAGUCAUCGUUGUACUCACCACCACUCUCCUAGCCCUACGCAUAUAUGUGCGGAGCCUUGCCCAUGUCUCCAGCGGCUGGGACGAUAUUCUGCUGGCUCCUGCUUGGCUUCUUUGCCUGGGAGCAUGUAUAACAGGCUAUAUGGCUAUCACACAUGGAGGCUCCGGUCGUCACAUAGAAGCCGUGAUGAUGGACGACCCCGAGAAGCUAAUCAUACGCGGAAAAUUGCUUUAUUCUCUCAGCUGGCUGACCGCUUUCUCGAACACCUUCUCGCGGACCUCGAUCUUGGUCCUGUUCCGGCGCAUAUUCCCGCCGGGCCUCACGCGCAUCGUGACGGACCUCACCAUCGUUUACUUGAUUCUGUUCGUCCUCUCGCAGGCAAUCGUCGGGUUGACGGAAUGCCGCCCGCUGGCAUACUUCUGGGACCGCAGCAUCCCCGGCGGGUGGUGUGUGGAUCAAUUCCUCUUCUACCGAAUGUCUGGCCUGCUGAAUAUCGCUGGAGACGUGGUUAUCCUGAUCCUGCCCAUUCCGACCGUGUGGACUAUUCAUGCGUCCCUGGCCAGAAGAGCCGGGAUUGCUAUGGUGUUUCUGUCGGGCAGCUGUGGCCUCAUUGCGUCGUGUGUCCGAACCUCCUACUUCUUCACAGCCGCCAAAUUGUCUAUGACCGACCCGACCUGGGCGGAUAUCAACCUAAUGACCUGGACGACCGUUGAAAGUGGCCUGUAUCUCUCGGCUGCCUGCAUGAUAGGGCUGCGACCCCUGCUCAACCAAGUGGCGGGCUGGAUGACGAGGUCUCGCCUCGGGGUAUUCACAGUCAAAGGCACGAAGGCCCGGUCGCGGCGGAGCGAUCCCGAUGACGGAUCACAAUUGAUCUCAAAUGUGAAGCAAGACCAUAUUAAUCUGGAGACCUUCGAUCGGGACCGGGACACGGACGAGAGAUCAGCCAUAGGGAGCGGGGCGAAGCAGCCGUCUGUUGUGUAG
Molecule: messenger RNA, 1047 nt
Organism: Aspergillus brunneoviolaceus CBS 621.78
Lineage: Eukaryota; Fungi; Ascomycota; Eurotiomycetes; Eurotiales; Aspergillaceae
Exons: 4
Coding region: 1-1047 (348 amino acids)
Source: RefSeq, a predicted model, not a curated record